Messenger RNA from Schistocerca gregaria, 2478 nucleotides. RefSeq names its product transmembrane emp24 domain-containing protein 2 (gene CHOp24). Bases 1665 to 2285 code for a protein of 206 amino acids. The transcript has 4 exons. The record is from RefSeq and is a predicted model, not a curated record. Gene Ontology annotation, biological process: intracellular protein transport; endoplasmic reticulum to Golgi vesicle-mediated transport; Golgi organization. Lineage: Eukaryota; Metazoa; Arthropoda; Insecta; Orthoptera; Acrididae. Gene Ontology annotation, cellular component: Golgi apparatus; COPII-coated ER to Golgi transport vesicle; endoplasmic reticulum.
UUACGUCAUAAGCUUGGGAACGAAAAUGAGGAACUUUGUAGGUCCCAGUUUGUUUGAAAUUUACGAAAUGCAUGUCAAAUAAAAGAAUACAUCUAUAUAAUUAUAAAGUUUAAAAUCAUGGAAAUAAUAUUAAAUAUGUAUAUGUAAAUUUAAAACAUUCUGUUACGGAAUAAUUUUGAGAAUAGUCGAGCUCGCAUAGAUGUGAGAGAAUUGUGAUGUGACCGCAAUAUCGUAGGUUCAAAUCCCGAUCACGACAGAUGUAAAAUAAUGCUAGAAACUAUGUUUUUCUCAUUCCAUACCAUGAUGCUUGUAAAUCGAUUGGAGGGCGAAACCUCCAUUUCGAGUACCAUGUUAUAUUAUGUUACUAACUGGUAAUAUAUUCUACAGAUGUGUCACAUUGUGAUUCGGCGUAACCAGAUCUACUGCUGGUAUUAGCUUUGGGUUUAGUACUUCAGCAUAUAGACUGCCAUACAUUUAGCACAUAUCUUUAGCAAAAUUCAAUGUCAAGUAAGUGAGGCAGGGUCCUUUUUUACCGUACAGUUAAUUUUGUCGGUGCAGUGUGGAAAUGGAUUUCUUAGCUAUACGUACUCCUUUCCGCGUAUAGUUAUCCAGCUUUUCCUUGACUAUCGCCGUGAAAGAGAUGUAAAGAACAACAUUCGCAUAUUCCACACUGAAAGAUUGAUUCAGAUGUCAUCGAUUCUUUUUAUAGACGAGGAAUUUUUAUUUUGUUGGCUGUUUAAGAGAGCUGCAGAAAUAGCGUAGUGCAGUCAUAUAAUAUUUAUUAAAAAUGUAUAUCAUUAAAUGUAUCGUCGUUCCACAUGCCGUUGUAGUUUGUCAGACACAUAGCUUCCUAUCCAAGUGUUGUAGCUGGAAAGCUCUCGUGAUGUAACAAGCAUUGCUAUUUAUUUCCGUAGUUCAAAUUGCUAUAAAUUUAUUUGCCCGUUAACAACUCUCUUGUUGUAUGAGACAUCGUAAUUUCAGGCAUAUCGGUUAUUAUACAGUAGUACAAAUUACAUUAUAUGCAACAAGUUACAACGUGGUUUGAGGAGAUUAUGCAAACUCCGUGAACCAUGGGGGAUUUCAUGAAGAAAUUCUUUUUUUUAAAAAUUCAUUUAAGCAGAAAGACAGAGAAAACAUCUUGGCAGUUAUUACACAGUAUCUUGAGGCCGCACGGCGUAGACGGCGUCAUGGCACUGACAUGGCUAAUUUCGAAUUUUUAAGCCAAAUAUUGACUUUAAUUUCUCUGUUGAUGUUUGUAUCUAAAUGAUUACUGUCAACACAUCGUAUGCGGUGCAAUAAAUUUGAGUCUUGUGCGGAAACCCCUGUAGUAAGUUAAGUGUUUAUUCAACAAAGAAAACUUUUGUCCUUCAAGAUUACUUAAUUCGAUAGAAGCAUAUUAGUGAACAAUAUCAUUCUGUAAGGUUCAUUACAGAAAAAGAAAUGGAACUGAAAAGUACUUCGUUUUGUAAAGGGCGCUAUUGGGCUUCGCCUCUAAUUUGCGCUCUCUGGUAGGGAAUUACAGAAUCAAUGCAAAGAUAUGUUGAUGAACCGAAAUGCGAGCAUCUUGCAUGAUUUGAGCGUUCCAUCAGCUCGCAAGUGGUUUGUCUUUACGCGUGCUACAUUACGUGGAAACAUACGUCGUGUACUGUAUUUACAGGAGACUAAUGGGAGUGAGAAUGUUGUUUCAUGUAUUGUUUAUUUUUAUGUCCGUGUGUUUUCGAGUAUGUGUUUCUUACUCCAUAACAGUGGAUGCCCAUGCAGAAGAAUGCUUCUUUGACAAGGUUGAAGCCGGAACAAAAAUGGGGCUGAUGUUUGAAAUUGCUGAAGGAGGUUUCCUUGAUAUUGAUGUUAAAAUAAUCGGACCUGAUAACAGAAUAAUCUAUCAAGGUGAACGUGAAACCAGUGGAAAAUACACUUUUUCGGCGCAUACGAGUGGAGUAUACACGUAUUGUUUUAGUAAUCAAAUGUCUACAAUGACUCCUAAGGUUGUCAUGUUUAACAUGGACAUAGGAGAAGCACCUAAGGAUCAAGCUCCAGCAUCUGAAGGGGGAGAUGAUCACAACAAGUUACAGGACAUGAUAAAAGAACUAUCUACAACACUUACUGGAGUAAAGCAUGAACAAGAAUACAUUGAAAUGAGAGAUCGAAUCCAUCGAAAAAUUAAUGAGAGUACAAAUUCGAGAGUGGUCAUGUGGUCUUUCUUUGAAGCCAUGGUUCUAGUUGCUAUGACUGUGGGACAGAUCUAUUACCUGAAACGAUUUUUUGAGGUUAGGCGAGUGGUAUAAGAAUUUCACUAAAAGAGACAUAUGAGUGUGUGGCUGUGAAUAGAAGUGUAUGUAUGCAGAUUAUACAGACUUCUAUUGUUGUGUCAGUAUUUAAUAAAAAGGUGUAAAUGUCUAUAUGAAUGUACCAAGAUUUUGAUGUUAAAUGUUUUUCUAUUGAAAUUUGCAGAAAUAAAACAUUUUUCCAUCUGAAAAA